GUUUGCAGAAAGUCCCUCCUUUCAGUUUGGUUUAGUUUGACCACGACAACGGCCGGCUGUCCAAAACAUCAGCAGCAGCCCUCCGGUUAGCUUCUGUCCAUCAAUGGCCGAUACUACAGCCAAUACGCAGAUUGACUUAACAUCAAUUUGUGAAAGAAGCCGUGGCAGCAGAGACGUCGAUAACCGGGUACAGGAUGGUCAGACUACAACUUUUGGGAAAGAAGACGGUGAAGAAGGGACGACUCACACGGACUACAUUGCCUUCGUUCUCGUGCCUGUUUUCUUCCUCUUGGGCCUGUUGGGGGUGGUGAUCUGCCACGUGUUGAAGAGCAAGGGCUACCGCUGCACCACUGAGGCCAAUGAUGGGGAGGAGUGUGAGGAGGAGGAGAAGGAUCCUGAGCUGGGCGGAGACAUGAAUGACACCCUCAGUGAAAACAACGACACAGUGGGGCAGAUUGUCCACUACAUCAUGAAAAAUGAAGCAAACUCAGAGGCGCUGAAAGCCAUGGUUCAUGAAACCAGCAUCGACUCUGAUGGUCCUCCGCUCACCCCAACCUCUCCCGGCACCCCCCCGCUGACCCCCAUAUCCCCGGGUGCCCCCCCAGGAGCCCCCAAGCACACCUGCAGCCACCUGCACACCAUCGGGGGCCUCGGGGGCCACAAGAACAUCUGCAACCGCUGCAGCCAGAAGAAGUGGCCGCUGAUGAGGAGGCUGUCGGCGAGGAGGCCGGAGCAGCAGCGGCGCAGCCAAUCAGGAGAGGUCACGGUGCUCGCUGUGGGCAGGUUCCGGGUGACGAAGUGUGAAAAGCCGCCCCGGGAGAGACGGACGCUGCUGAGCACGGACUCCAACGGGAGCCUUCCUGCGUCUCCAACGGAGGCGGAGCCUAGGAGCCGGACCACCUCCGAGUCCCAGCAGGAGGAGAAGGACGACGUGGACAAAGAGAACCGAUAGCAGGAUCCAGGGGAGGAAGAACAUCAGGUCCAAACCCUAAAAAAGAACAAUAAAUCAUCAGCGCUGGGGGGGGGGGCAAGUGGACCAGGGAGUCCCCCCCCCCACAUUCCUGCUCCAUGGGGGGCAAAAGAGCUGCUGAUGGUGGACACAGUGGCAAGAGUGGCCCCAUUUUACAAGGAGAAAAGGGGGUAAGGUGUGUCUAUGUGUGAUACACUUUCCUCUUAAAAAAGAUUUCAAAAUAGUGCCUUGCGCAAGAGCGUCUAAGCAGGGCGGCUGCUUAAUGUCAAGGGACCCUGAAUGAACCCGAUGAACUAAGGUGACUCAAUACGCCGAUCAUGUGUGUUCUUAUGUUGUUGUAAGUGGAGGAAAAUAACGGAUAAGCCCAAAAAAACAGAUACAGCCAUUCCAAGACCUAACUACGGGUCGCCAUUCUCAAACAGGAAGUAGGAGCGACCUCUGAUAGCAUCACAGGAACAGGAAGUAGCCUGUAGAUUAGCAGCGGGUGUGAACAUGACGUGCCUUAUCUUCCAUGCUGUCACUACCCGAUCUGCAGCCCUGCCCUAUCUGCAGUGCGCAUGUGCGAGAUGGUCCGCCAUAUUUGACAA
Molecule: messenger RNA, 1557 nt
Organism: Trematomus bernacchii (emerald rockcod)
Lineage: Eukaryota; Metazoa; Chordata; Actinopteri; Perciformes; Nototheniidae
Gene: rell1
Product: RELT like 1
Exons: 8
Coding region: 104-952 (282 amino acids)
Biological process (GO): positive regulation of p38MAPK cascade
Cellular component (GO): plasma membrane
Source: RefSeq, a predicted model, not a curated record